Molecule: messenger RNA, 637 nt
Organism: Lactuca saligna
Lineage: Eukaryota; Viridiplantae; Streptophyta; Magnoliopsida; Asterales; Asteraceae
Source: the annotation of a GenBank genome assembly
AUGAAUCAAAAUUACACAUAUGAUGGAUUGUACAAGGUUGUCAAAUAUUGGGCAGAAAAAGGGGUUUCAGGUUUCUAUGUUUACAAGUUUCUUCUCAAGCGUAUGGAAGGGCAGCCUUCUUUAGUGACUGACAUAGCUAAUUUGUUGUUUUUAAUGUUAGGAUGUGCCUCUAGAUGCACCUGCAUUAAAGAAGGCAAAUAUAGGAAUUGCCAUGGACUCAGGCACAACAGUUGCAAAGUUGAUGAACGUUGUGAUAUGGGGUUGGAUGAAAAGUUGCUGGAUAAUCUCACCUCUCAGCCUUCUUUGAAGUCAAGGGGUCCAAAUACAGGUUACAAAUCUUCUACAAUUACAGACAAUGGUCUGAGCGUUUUUCUAGUAGUAUCUGAUUUUCACUUUCUGGAAUGUUUUCUGUUCCGUGAUGGAACUAUUUUCCAAAAAUACCCCAUGGAUUGGAUCCUGUCUCUACAUGUUGCUGCUGAAGGCACAACCUUGGUCAAACAGGCAGAAGAUACUGCAAGUAAUAAGAAGGCAGAAAAGAGAUUGCAGGUUGAUCCUGCUACGUGGCCAAUAAUGAUCUUUAGGUUCUACUAGAAGGAUUGGAGAUUGCAGUUAAGCUUCUAUCUAAGACUUCACGCCA